AUGGAGUAUGACAUCUACGACAACUACUAGCAUAUAAAGGGAUAAGAUGUGUAUGAGUACAGGAGAAUUCCAUUGAAUAAGAAGUGCAAAAAGCUCUUUCGAUAAGCUGAUUUCUAUGCUAAUCCUAUCACUUUAAGAUACAAAGGAGAAAAAAAAUUCUACACUAACUUUGGAGCCUUGACAUCUUCAUUGAUAAUAGCUGGAAUGCUUGCACUCACAAUAUAUCAAGUUACUCUGAUGCUAUCUCAAAGUUAAAUAACGUUUCAAGAAAGCUCUUCACUUGCUCUUCCUGCUGCCUUUGAGCUAGGAGUAGAUAAUGGCUUUACCUUUGCAUUCAGAUUGUAUAAUAAAGACACAAAAAAGACUUUCGAUUACAACCAAUACUUUAACGUUUCUAUUAUUCAGAUAAAUAAAACUUGGUAUAACUUCAUAUUUAAUCAUAAUGCUUUCGAAUAGGGUGUGAGCCUAAGAUAGAACUCUAAACGAGCGCUCUUAACAAAGUCUAAUUCCGAUGCAGACAUGUUCUCUAGAAUAGUUUAGGAAAGUCAAAGACAUAGAUGGAGAUUCCAUAGAUAGACUAAGGAUUAGCUGGAAGUUUAGUUUAUGUUCCUUAAUGCAAAUUUUGAUUAGUAAGACCUUGAUGAUCCUAUUAAGAAUUACAUGGACACAAGAUUGUUCGAGGAUCUUCUGCCAAAUAAUAAUCUUAAAAGGAUAAAUAUAUAUGUUAAGAACAGUUCAGCAAACUUAUUAAAUGACUAUCUAAGAAUUGAUGCGCCUGUUGAUUUGCAGUUUUAUCAGGUAAGCUAGAUAGAGAAGUACAUUAACACGUAUAAUGAUGAGGAUGGAGAGCUUGUAAAGAUAGUAAUUUAAGCAUCAAGCUAUAAAGCUGUGUAUGAGCGUAGAGUAUAUUCACUGUUUGAUGUAUUUGCAGCUCUAGGAGGUAUUUAUAACUCCCUGUUUACUAUUGGAUUCUUAUUUUGUGCCGCUUUCAGCUAUAAUUUGUACCUUUCCUCUCUCAUUAGAAAGCUUUAUCACUUUAAAGCAAGAUUUGAGAGAAAGGAUGAGAAUUAGAAAGAUAACAGAGAAAGAAGUAAUACAACAGAAUAUGAAAGUUAGGCAGGCUAUAUUGAUACUAACAACUCUAUAAAUAAUUAGCAGGAUUGGAGAGAGCAGCUCUAAAGAGAACAAAACUUAGGAGUGAAGGAAAUCAAGGAAGAGGUCAAGUAAGUAAUCGGAAAGGACAACAAAGCUAAUUUCAAUCAUAAAACUGUGAGUAUACUUAAGAGUUUGAUAUGCUGUUUAAUUCUCAGAAACAGGACUAAACUAAGAAAUGACCCUAGCAGAAGAAAUGUACUUUAUUUUUUGAAGGGAAGAUAAAUGCUCAACAAAGAAAUGGAUAUAGCUUGGAUAGUACAUUAGAUCAGAAAGGUUAAAUAUCUUAUGAAAAUACUUCUUGAUAAGGACUAAAGAAGAUUGUUUCAGCUCAAAAGGACUUAACAAAUAAGUUCAGAUGAGGGUUACGAUGAAGAUGAUUAUAAGAAGAAACUUAGGAAAGAUAAAUUAAUCGAUCUCUACGUUGAUGUUCUGAGAACUAAGAAGCUGAAGAGGAGUGAUAAUAAACUGCUCGAGAUAACGGGAUUUAAGAAUGUACUGUCCAUCCUUAAUUCUUAAAAAGCUUAUGAGAAAGUAGCAGCUGAGUGGUAAGCUAAUGAACUUUAUUAAAACGAAUAACCUCCACCGACUCCAUAGCUAAAUCAAUAAAAUUCAACUCAAUCAGUGAUCCCUGCUCCAAAAUAUUUUGACACUAUUUCCAGCGCUUCUAAUUUCUAUGGUAUGACUUCUUUUAAUAAAGGAGUAUUUACCAAGAGUACGAUCAUGAGAACUCAGAACAUGAAUGAUAAGAGAGGUUUGCAUUCACAUCAAGCCUCAAGAGAUAUGAUUAAGACUUAGAGUAGUGAAAUCUAUGAUUAGAGUUUGGAUUUAAAAGAAAGGAAGCAUUCGCCGAUAUCUCUGGAAAGAUAGAAUAAAAAGAAUAAACUUCCUAGCUAGAGCUAUAAUCGAAAUUUUAACAUUAAUGAGAAUAAUGCAGAUUACUUUUAUGAAUCCCCUGAUAUGGGCAACUCAAUAGAGGAUUAUAGUGGCCUUGAUACAAUGGAUGAUAAAAAGGAUAGAGACACUAGCAAUGAUAACAAAUUAAACACGAGCAAUAUAUUCUUCUCAAAGUAAAAUCUCUCAUCAAUCUAGAAAAAUGGAAGCAAAAUGAAGGAAUAUCAAUAACUACAUGAAUAACUAUUGUAACAUCCAGACAAAGAAUUUUUUACUGGUACAAGCUUCAGAAGAAAUUUCCCAGAGAGAAUGAAAAUUGAAAGCAUUAAAUUAUAACUUAGAAAGGAAAGUUAAGGCUAAUUCUUGACUGAUAACUUAGCAGCAGGAGGAGUGCUUAACUAGAAUGAAAACAGAGGUCACAUUAAAAACAUAAUGAGUAGAAACGAAUUGAAUUUCUAGACUUUACUUGGAACCACAGAUGAUUUUAAUACAUAAAACACUCUUGAAGAACUAAUUGGUGAAGUUCAGGAUAGCCCUAACCCUCACCUUCCUAGAAAAACUAAAACUAGAAUUAAAUGGAAUUAGAGAUGA
This is a messenger RNA of Stylonychia lemnae, 2637 nucleotides long. Lineage: Eukaryota; Ciliophora; Spirotrichea; Sporadotrichida; Oxytrichidae. The record is from the annotation of a GenBank genome assembly.